Aspergillus pseudotamarii is the source of this 936-nucleotide messenger RNA. RefSeq names its product Aristolochene synthase. The transcript has 3 exons. The record is from RefSeq and is a predicted model, not a curated record. NCBI's taxonomy places the organism in Eukaryota, Fungi, Ascomycota, Eurotiomycetes, Eurotiales, Aspergillaceae. Bases 1 to 936 code for a protein of 311 amino acids.
AUGACGGUAACCAUUCCUAAAUGUAUUACUCCUUCUUCCUGGAUUCCAGCAACUCAUCCCUUGGUGGAGUCCAUCAGUGCUGAAGUAAAUGGCUGGUUCCUCCAGCACUGGCCCUUUCCAAAUGAAAAAGCGAGGAAGAAGUUUGUGGCAGCGGGUUUCUCGCGCGUCACCUGUCUAUACUUCCCUCUGGCACGAGAUGACCGCAUUGCCUAUGCCUGCCAGCUGCUGACAAUUUUGUUUUUGAUUGAUGACCUUCUCGAGGACAUGUCUCUCAAGGACGGUAAAGCGUACAAUGACAAACUCAUGCCGAUAGCCAGAGGUGACGUAGCACCAGACCCCUCAAUUCCUGUAGAAUGGAUGUUCCACGAAAUUUGGGCGAAUAUGCGUGCCCAAGACGUUAUGCUCGCUGAUGAUGUCCUCGAACCAUGCUUCGUUUUCAUGAGGGCACAAACGGACAAGUCACGCCAGACCAUCAAUGAGCUGGGCGAAUACAUGAUCUAUCGAGAGCGCGAUGUGGGCAGUGCGCUUCUCUCCUCACUAAUGCGCUUUGCUAUGGACUUGCCCCUUUCGCCCGAGGAACUUGCAGUGGUACGACCGGUAGAGAGAAACUGUGCUAAGCACAUUGCCAUCAUCAACGACAUCUACAGCUGGGAGAAGGAGCUUGCGCAGUCGCAAAAAUCGUCAGAAGAAGGAUCUGUCCUAUGUUCCGCCGUGAAAGUCAUGGCAGACAAUGCAGGUCUGAGCAUUGAUUCGGCGAGGCGGGUGCUGUGGAGCAUGGUACGUGAGUGGGAAUCUAAGCAUGAUUUACUAUGUGCGAUGCUGUGUGGGCAGGAUCCUACCGAUGUGAAGACUCUGUAUGUAGAGGGAUUGAAGUAUCAAAUGAGUGGGAACGAGCUGUGGAGUAGGACAACACCGAGGUAUUUAUUGGUGGAUUAG